UGCCGUCCUGUUCCUGUGGAUUCAGAGUUCUAGUGGAUGGAUGCAUCCUAAAUGCCAGAUUUAUGACAGUAGUGAAGACUUGGAACACUUUCCCACCUGGAUCUGCAGCCACAUACCUCAUCAUGCAGAACGUUACACUGCUGCCUGUCAAGAUGUCACAGCCAUCGAGGAGGAUCUACUUGGACUUCCCCCUAAUAUCAAUACCCUCUGCAUAUAUAUGACACAUGGUGAAAAUAGAUCCAUGUCUCUGGGCUUUUUCUCUCAGUUUCAGGAUCUGGAGUACCUGUACAUUAAGGGCUGUUUUACUCAAAUCCUUCCAUCUGGGAAUAGUCACCUUCCAAAUCUGCAACAUAUGUACUUAAGUAAUUGGGGAAUGGACUCAGAUUGCUGUGAUUGUCAUAUUGGGCCCCAUACAUUCAGAGAUCUCGUCAAGCUGAGUCAUUUGACUCUUUGGAGUUAUAGACUACCAGCAAUGUCCCCGGAAGUUUUCCAUGGCAUUCCUCAGUUACAAAGUCUCAUCAUUAGGGAACCCUAUUUAGAGGAUUUGUCAGAGAUAGCAUGUAGAAUUAUGAAUAUUAAGUCACUUGUUAGGUUAUAUGUAGACGCAACAAACAUACAAUCGUUAAACAUUUCGAACUGCUCCGUCUUAAACACCAACGAAAGCAUGACACCUCUUUUUAACAAGCUAGCAAGGGUUGACUUAUCAUUUGGUGAAAUAACAUAUAUAGAGGAAGGUUCACUGGCUUGGCUCCAGAACCUCACAAGGUUAACAGGGGCUUUCAGCCAGGAAGUCCUACUGCACCUUCCCCUGUCUGGGAUAAAACAAAUCCAGGUCUUCAGUUGCUAUGGGAUCAAUGUCAUUGAUAUUGAAAGUAUCUGUAAUGUUGUGUUUUUGCUUUCAAUCAAGAAAUUAUUUGUAAACAAUGCCAAUACAAGCAGCCUCUCCAUGUCCAGUGUUGAAUUGUGCACUGGGCUAGAAUAUAUGUAUUUAAGUGUACCUUUGUCUUUCCAUCCUACUACCCAUUUGGAAUGGAAUUUUAUUUCCAGUCUCAAAAACCUUAAUCAAUUAAAAAUAGUCGGCCUGGAAGAUAACAGACUUGAUAUUUGCUCCUUCCAAAAACAACCAAUAACAUGGUUAACAAAAUUCACUUUAGGGUUGAAAAAUCUAAUGCCUUUUGCUAAACAAUUUAUCUGUCUUGUUAAGCUGCAGUAUCUGGAUAUAAAACAGAAUUUAAUUUCAAACAUUGAAGACUUUGCUUUCCUGGGAUUAACGAAUCUGGAGUCCUUAGACAUUACAAGUAAUAACAUAACACAGAUAAAUGCAAACACAUUUUAUGGUUUACAUAGUUUGACAUGGUUAGACCUCAGGAACAAUCCACUUAUUCACAACAUUGAGGCGAUGUCUUUCACACACCUCAUGUCUCUUAGACAAGUGUUUCUCGGGCAAGUGAACAAUCCACUAACAGAACCUGUGAUCAAGCUGAAUCUGACACUUAUAUUUGAGGAAUUCUGAGUCAACUGACUCAUC
This is a messenger RNA of Oncorhynchus nerka (sockeye salmon), 1528 nucleotides long. RefSeq names its product toll-like receptor 3. Gene Ontology annotation, cellular component: extracellular matrix. The coding region runs from base 41 to 1513 and encodes 490 amino acids. NCBI's taxonomy places the organism in Eukaryota, Metazoa, Chordata, Actinopteri, Salmoniformes, Salmonidae. Gene Ontology annotation, molecular function: protein binding. The transcript has a single exon. The record is from RefSeq and is a predicted model, not a curated record.